This is a messenger RNA of Lates calcarifer (barramundi perch), 2387 nucleotides long. It is a transcript of the gene hnrnph3, whose product is annotated as heterogeneous nuclear ribonucleoprotein H3 (2H9). Gene Ontology annotation, molecular function: RNA binding. Bases 189 to 1400 code for a protein of 403 amino acids. NCBI's taxonomy places the organism in Eukaryota, Metazoa, Chordata, Actinopteri, Centropomidae. The transcript is spliced from 11 exons. Gene Ontology annotation, biological process: regulation of RNA splicing. Gene Ontology annotation, cellular component: ribonucleoprotein complex; nucleoplasm. The record is from RefSeq and is a predicted model, not a curated record.
UCAGUGUCCUACCUUUAGCCUUAGCUGCUAACUGCUAAUGCUACCAAGCUAACAUUAGCUCAUCAGGCUGACAGCAGAGAAACGUUAGCAUCGUUGGCUAACCCUGUAUCCCGGCUGACAAAUAUUCUCCUGUCGCGAACUUCGAAGAAGCAACUUUACCAAAGACUAGAUAGCGUCUCGUAGUGAGGAUGUCUUUGAAUGAAGAGGGGUAUGUGGUUCGGAUCAGAGGACUACCCUGGUCCUGCACACAGGAGGAGGUGGCCAGUUUCUUCUCAGACUGUGACAUCGUUGGGAAAGUAAACGGAGUGUGUUUUACUUACUCUAAAGAAGGCCGUCCCAGUGGAGAGGCAUUUAUUGAGCUGAAAACAGCCGAAGAUUUCAAGAAUGCCCUUGCCAAGGAUCGUAAAUACAUGGGACACCGAUACAUAGAGGUGUUCAAGUCAAACCGUAGUGAAAUGGACUGGGUGCUGAAACGUAGCGGUCCUGCUGACUAUGACAGCUGCAGUGGCUGCAUGCUGAGACUUAGAGGCCUGCCCUUUGGCUGCAGCAAGGAGGAGAUUGUUCAGUUCUUCUCAGGGUUGAGAAUCGUGCCAAAUGGGAUUACUCUGCCAGUGGACUACCAGGGGAGGAGCACAGGGGAAGCCUUCGUGCAGUUUGCCUCAAAGGAGAUAGCAGAAAAGGCUCUGGGGAAACACAAGGAAAGAAUAGGGCACAGGUAUAUAGAGAUUUUUAAGAGCAGUCGUAAUGAGAUCAGAGCCUACUAUGAGCUGCCCCGUCGGGGGAUGGGAGGCCAGAGACCAGGCCCCUAUGAUAGACCCAUGAUGGGGGGUCCAAGGGGAGGGUUUUUUGGGCCCGGGCCUGGCCGUGGUGGGACACUGAUGGACACCAUGAGGAGUGGAGGAGGUUAUGGAGGAGGUUACGGUGGCUUUGACAGCUACAAUGGUUUCAACAACUACUGUUUUGGCAACGGCAUGUUUGAUGAGCGAGUGAGGGGAGAGAGGGGAGGAAGAGGGAUGGGAGGCCACGGUUAUGGUGGUCAAAGUGAUGGUGGCUCAGGCUUUCACAGCGGCCAUUUUGUCCAUAUGAGGGGUCUACCUUUCCGUGCCACAGAGGGAGACAUCGCAAAGUUCUUCUCUCCUCUAAAUCCACUGAGGGUCCACAUCGAUGUGGCUCCUAACGGCAAGUCAACCGGAGAAGCAGAUGUGGAGUUUCGCUCCCACGAAGAUGCUGUGGCAGCCAUGUCCAAAGACAAAAACCAUAUGCAGCAUCGCUAUAUUGAGCUGUUUCUCAACUCAACAGCCAGUGGAGCAGCUGAAAUGAAUCGUGGCGGCGGCGGUUACUAUGGUAACUCAGGAGGGGGCGGAGGCUCACGGAGCAGCGGGCUGCGAGGUGCAUACUGAUGAAAUCAUCCCACUCUUCCAAUCCAUCCUGGCGUUUGUCUCACGUCUCUUGAGGCCACAUUUACUCAGCUAACAUUUCUGAGCAGGAAAGCUGAUGUGAAGUCGCUUGUUUUUGUUACAGCCGUUCUUGUGACUGAGGGGUCGCAGUAUAACUUCACCUAAGAUACUACAAACAGACCAAAUAUGAUCUUAACAAGCACUAUUAUCACACCAUUCCUAAAAGCAUACGAAGAACAGAACAACUCAUCAAUAUUAAAUGUUGGAGCUGUUGUAGGUGCUGAAUAUGGUCAAUGGGAGAUUUGUUGUUUAUAUUUUUAAAACUGAAUAAUGUUGUAUAGUUUUUCAUUCCAUUGAUUGAAAGGGCAGUAGCUGCAUGCGUUACAGUUUUUUGUGACUUUAUUGAGAUGCACUUUAAUUUGUUUUGUUACACAUCUGUUGGCGAGGGAUGUAAAUCAGUGCAGAUGCAGCAGGGAGGCAGACCUUCAUUGGACACAGAUUAACAGAUGCUGGAUUUCGAUUGUCAGUGCACUGUCAGGACUGAGCAUGGUCACUCAAAAGUCCAGUCACUUGAUGAUAAUAGUGCUUUGGCUUGGAUGAUGUGUUGAGGUGAAUGAUGCUCUUACGGGCGAGCAGUGAGAAGCAACGUCAAAACAAACAAUUCUAGGCAAGAAAUUCAGAUGUUUCAAAAAAUCUUUUAAAAAUCUUUGUUCAUUCUGAUUAAAACUUUUCAGAAGAACAUUUGACCAUCCUGUAACUAUUUUAAAUCUGAUUCCAGAUCAGCUUUCCUGCUUGGAAAAGUUUGAUAAAUGAGAGCCAUUGUGUUUUUUAUGAAUGUUUUCACAGUUCAUUACAGAGUUUAAAACUUAAGUUGAAAAUUAUAUCCCACUCUCAAAGAGUGGAAGUGAAAUAAAGUCUCUAUAUUUGAGCUGUAAGAUAGCUUAUGCAGCUGUUGUACAUUUUGCCUAAUAAAUUUUAUAUUUAAUUCUC